Messenger RNA from Gloeophyllum trabeum ATCC 11539, 1413 nucleotides. RefSeq names its product ArfGap-domain-containing protein. The record is from RefSeq and is a predicted model, not a curated record. The transcript is spliced from 6 exons. The coding region runs from base 1 to 1413 and encodes 470 amino acids. Gene Ontology annotation, molecular function: GTPase activator activity. Gene Ontology annotation, cellular component: Golgi apparatus. Gene Ontology annotation, biological process: endoplasmic reticulum to Golgi vesicle-mediated transport; intra-Golgi vesicle-mediated transport; endocytosis. NCBI's taxonomy places the organism in Eukaryota, Fungi, Basidiomycota, Agaricomycetes, Gloeophyllales, Gloeophyllaceae.
AUGUCGAGCGGCGUCAGCAAAAUUGCGGCUGAACGCCAUCAGCGCAUCCUGCUCGAGCUGGUAGCGCAGCCCGGGAACGAUGUAUGUGCUGACUGCAAGACGAGGAAUCCAAGAUGGGCUUCACAUAAUCUGGGGAUCUUCCUAUGUGUGCAUUGCGCCGCUGUUCACCGGAAGAUGGGCACCCACAUAUCGAAAGUCAAGAGUCUCACUCUUGAUACGUGGACGAAGGAGCAAGUCGAACAUAUGAAGAACACAGGGAACAUCAAGUCGAAUGCUUAUUACAAUCCUGACGAGACGCGCCAUCCACCACCCGCGAAUAUGAUGGAAGCUGAGAGAGACAGCGAGCUGGAGAAAUACAUCAGAUCCAAGUAUGAAUUCAAGCGCUUCAUGUCUCGAAUCACCCAACCAGCGGCGCAGCAAGCCCCUUCGAGACCGGCACCUAGGGUAGCUCCCCCAGUCAAAGUGUCCCCUGAUCACUCCGCGAAAGCCGCAGCUUUGCUUGGACCUUCAAGAUCGGCAGCCAAUGUAGCUCCCAUUCGGUCGCAGACCAGUCCCUCUUCCAACAACCCUCCAAACUCCACCACCCUUCCGUCCCAGAAUCGACCUCCGAGUUCUACUGCUUCAAGGUCCAGUACAUACCCAAAUCCCUCUGGUAGCCAGCAGUACAACCAAACCCAGCAACCCUCGUCAUCUCAGCCUCAGGUGCAUAAACCGUCUGAUAAUCCUGUUUGGGACGACCUUGUCUCGCUGCAAGCCCCAGCUCAGAACAGCUCGCUGCCUCUCCAGGUCCUCUCACCGCCUCCUGCGCCUCAGAUAUCGUCCCCGAUGAACAUGACCGGGAGUCCUUACGGCAGCCUGGCGAGCAACCCAACCGGUUUCGGCACGUCGCCCAUGUCACAGCCGCAAUUUUCGUACGGUGGUAAUAUGACCGGCUCGUCGAUGGGCAACCUCGGCGUCCCGACGAUGGGUAUGAGUCUGACCGUGGGCAGCAUGCCCAGUCUCGGGAUGAACGGCGGCAAUCCGUUCCAGCAGGGCCUUCAGCCCCCGCAAAACUACGCCGGACCAUCUUCUGCGCCUACGUUCUCCCCUCUGAGCAACAUGCAGAGCAACCCCUUCUCGCCGCAGCCGCAGCCUCUCUUUAAUCCGCAGCCCCAGACGUUCUCGCCACAGCCACAGGUCGGACUGCAGCCCUUCCAGCAGCAGCAACCGUACCAACCCAUGAUGGGAGGGGGACCUGCGCCCUUCCAGCCGCAGCCCCAGCAGUUCACGCCGUCGCCUCAGCCACAGAUGCAGCCGCCAUUCGCAACUACGCCGUCCCCCAUACCGGGGUUCGGGCAGCAGUUUCAGCAGCCUCAGCAGCAGUGGGCUGGACAGCCGUAUAUGGGUGGCGGAGGGCAGUGGGGCGCGAUGUAG